This is a messenger RNA of Corythoichthys intestinalis (scribbled pipefish), 3588 nucleotides long. RefSeq names its product interferon induced transmembrane protein 5 (gene ifitm5). The record is from RefSeq and is a predicted model, not a curated record. NCBI's taxonomy places the organism in Eukaryota, Metazoa, Chordata, Actinopteri, Syngnathiformes, Syngnathidae. The coding region runs from base 416 to 856 and encodes 146 amino acids. The transcript has 4 exons. Gene Ontology annotation, cellular component: plasma membrane.
UCCGUCGGAAUGACUAAAAGUUGCCGUGUUGCGGGUUGUAACACAAAGAAGAGUUAGGAGCCGCAUUUGAAGUUCUUCAUUCUUCCUCGUGAGAAGAAACGGACAAGCAAAUGGCUGAAAGCAAUCAAUCGAGGAACAGUAAAAGAAGACGGUUCUGUGGACCAUUCUCGCCAGUGGGAACCUAAAUUAAGGCACAUUUACGUUUGCAGCCGACAUUUUAUUACUGCUCUUAGGUCCAAUCUUGUAUUCUGCAGUCGUGAAUCGCAACAGCAUCCUUUGAAAAUUGGGGACGAGCGUCAGCGGCAACGCUGAAGAGCCACAGUGGCUCAUUUAAGGCUCCAGCUUGGGGGGCCUCCUCUCCACUGAACCUCGAACACUUGAACGAAAAGCUGAGCCGCAUUGAUCGGAUUGAACCAUGGACAACCAUUCGUACAACUACGCGUACAACUUCCCUUCUGACUGCACGCCUCUCACCAACUGCAAGUCUGCCCGCAAACCGGCUGGUUCCACCGUGGUCAACAUGGGCAACCUGGGCAAAGACCCCCCGCGGGACUACAUCUUCUGGUCUCUGUGCAACACCUUGUAUGUGAACUUCUGUUGCUUGGGAUUCAUGGCUCUGCUGUACUCCAUCAAGGCCCGGGACCAGAAGACCCAGGGUAACCUGCAGUUGGCCCAGGAGUGCUCGGAUAAAGCCAAGUGGUACAACAUCCUGGCAGCCGGCUGGAACCUGUUGAUUCCUCUCCUGGCUAUAGUCCUGCUGGUGCUCCUGCUCAUCCACCUGGGCUCCUCCCAGGGCUCCUUCGACUUCCUCGGAGAGGACGGCCUACAGAACUUCCUGAACCUAUUCAACUGGUAGACGGACGGGACAAAUUAUCCACUCCACUUUUCGCAAGCAUCAGCCAAAUUGAUAUGAAGCGACAUCAUGGCGCACUUUGGAUUUGCAGUUCUUUCAGCAUGUUCAUUGUUGUAUUUAUUGUAUUUAUGCUGCCCUGUUUUCUACAAAAUUCCAUCCCAUGACUUAAAAGGAAAGACAACACCUUAAUCAUGUGCACCACAGAGGAAAGAAUCCUAUUUGAAAUUUUGAAAAAACAUGAUGUGGAAUAAUGAAGAAAAAUAUUUCCAGGAAGUGGCUAAAAUGGGGGCAGACAGAUCUGAUGACGGCAUGAAUACUGAUUAUCACAUGCAUUUGUGCUCAGGCAUAGACUUCACUAUCAGUUGACGGGCAACAGGGCGGAGGGCCACUCUGUAGGGGACCUAUUUUCAAAAACUUUAAAAUAUUUUCAAAACCAAAGCUGCUAGCGACCUAAAACCAAAACAGGCACCUCUCUUAGGCAUAUAUGAGUCUCCGUGAGCAGCGGCAUCAAAAAAUUCUAAGUCGUUCCCUCAUAAAAUCCUGACUAAUUGUUUUUUAUAUAAGUAUUAGAAAUCUUAAAAUGGCUAUACAAUUCUCAGAUUUUAUGCUAGAUGCACAAAAAUCACCAAAUGCGGAGAUAAUCACAUAUAUUUUCAGGAUCAACAGCAACAUUUAACAUAUCAUAGUAGUCAAGUUCUUGCCCAAAAUAGCAACUUAAAUUUUUGUUAUUCAAUGUCAAUUUGUCAAUUUUGACAUAAGUUUUCAACACCUAAUCACUCAAUUUUCAGAAACUUAAUACUUGAGGAAACCUUGCAGAAUCAUCUUAAUUUUACUCAACAAAAGCACAUUUUGCAUUUUUCUAUACACAAUCAGAAUUUACUUAGUGAUUUACUUACAAUGUAACUAUUGCCUCGGCACGUCUUGCCGGCUAUUUGGCCCUUGUCAUUUUUAGAUUGAAAUGUUACAUAAAACACGUAAAAGCCGAAUUGUUUUUUAUGUCGACGCAGAAAUGUCUAAAUUACUAGGUUUUGCCCAAAAAAGAAAAAAAAACGGGUAGUUGACCGAAAAUGACCUGAUUAUUUGAAUGUACUACUGUGUAUGGAUACAAAAUCCAACAUGGCGGUCAUCACAAAACAAAGAGCUUUUUAAGUUGAAAAUUCUUGUAAAUAAAUGCGUAAAUCCCGAAAUUUCUUUUGAUAUGAACGUAAAACAGUUUAAAUUCUUGGUCAAAAGCAAAACAAAAAACAAACAAACAAAUAAAACGGGCAGUUAUCAUUCAUUUUACGCAAAUAUUUCAAGCUACAGUUACACUAAUAUUUUUCAUGUUCCACAUUUUAAAGUGCAUGUAUGGUGCUGUUUUAUAUAACAAUUACCUUGAAUCCUCGACCAAAGCAUUCUUGAGACACUCCUGCCUGCUUUUAUGCACAAAAACUUUGUCCUAUUUCCACCUAAAUCCGGCGUUAGAACGAAGAGUGUUUGAGUUUUUUGCAGUGAAAGCUUCCAAAGCGCUCUGCCUGUCAAGACCCCCUACGGGAAGCUGUGGCGCAAUGUCUGUAGAAGCUGUCUCGUCAACUGAUAGUGAAGUCUAUGGCACAGUAUCAGUGUCAGUAUGCGUUUGCUAUUAUAAGUGACAUCACAAAUGGCUGCACUAGAAGGCGGUGUCUUUUUUUUUUUUUUUUUGCAAAUUAAUUAGGGAUAUCCCGAUCGAUCGAUUUUUGCGUUGAAGUCCGAGUCACCUUAUUUUGAGAAUUUGCCAUUAGAGUCCCGAUCCGAUACUGAGAAAGUCUUUUUUUUUUUCUUUUUCUUUUAAUUUGAACAAAAGUUCCAAACAUGUUACAGUACUUUACUGUUUACCUUACUCCUUCUUCUGCUAUUUCCAGGCUUGUUGCGGAGAAUAAAACGUUGAUAUUUUUGUUUCUUUUGGCAAUGCCGUUGUAUUUCUGGAAUAUUUUGUUUCCUUUUAGCCCUUAAUAUAUAUUUUAAAUUAAAAACCCAAUCCUUUCCAACCUUCGAUCCUCUGAAAAAUGGCCCGAUUUCUACAUGAUCAGAUCGGGAGCCUCCCUUGUUGUAAUAUUUUCUCCUGUUUCAGAGGUCUAAGAAAUCCUCCAUUUGCAUACUUAAAUACUUUGAGAAAGAGUUUGCUUUUGUUUGUGUAGUUUUUACUUUGUAUUGGGGGCUGACAGCACAAAGCUGAGGCGAUAUCGGUUAUCAGAGGUCUAAGAAAUUUGCCAUUGCAUAUGUAUAUUUGCAACCUUCUUUCACAUGACAGUCAUUUAUACAUUGGUUUUGUCUUUCCCUUUGACCCAAUUAUGACUUUUAUUUGGAAACAUCUUUAAUCAUGAUGACAGAGUGGUUAAUGGUAGCCUGCUAUGAAAUGUUUACCGUUUUUCUAGCGCGUGUUUGUAAUACAAGAGAUGAAGCAUAUUUGAGUAAGGAAUUGUGUUCGCAGAGGGAGAGCAAACAAGUAAUAUUAAAUGUAGCCAAUGUGAUAGCAUAUAUUGUACAUUAACAAACUAAUAUGAACAUAUGAGUAAAUACGUGUCCUAAUGACACAAAAUUAAGCGUUGUGCUGAAAAACUAUUGAUGAAAAAUGCAAAAAAACAAAGAUAUAAUUUUUUUAUUUACAUUGUAAUUCUAUAAUUUAGGCUAGGAUUAAUUACUGUCAAUUUAUUUAGAAUAUCCUGUAUGUAUCUGUCCCCCCCCCCUUUUUUUUCUUGAUAACUAAAUAAAUUCAC